Messenger RNA from Oikopleura dioica, 5124 nucleotides. Lineage: Eukaryota; Metazoa; Chordata; Appendicularia; Copelata; Oikopleuridae. The record is from the annotation of a GenBank genome assembly.
AUGAAGCUUUCAGUAGCUGUCAUUUCUGCAGCUCUUGCUGCCAGAGAACCAGAUGCAGGUCGUCGUCUUGCAAAAAUCACCGAAAAAGCCAACGAGCUCCUUGGCUACUCUGAGGACUCCAGCGCGUCGGACAGGAAAAAAGAGCAGGUCGCGAAAUGGAUCGGAAAAAUGCUCGACUCGAUGAACAAAAUCGACGUUUCAGCUUGCCCCGUCCCCGGCGUCGACGAAGACCGAUUCGCCGUCGACGAUGACUUCAGCGAACUCUGCGAGGGAUCUGGAAAACUUCCAUCGAUGAUGCGCUCUUAUGCACGAAAAUUCGGCUGCGACGAUGGAUUCCCGAAGAAGAAAUUUCUCGACAGAUUCGUGAGAAAAUCUCACAAGCUGAAGAACGUCAUCCGAAAAGCCGGAAAAUGCCCCGGCGGAGUUGUGCCAGACCCAAGCGAUCCAACUGAUGCUCCUGUCACUAGUUCUCCGAUCGCCAGCGCUUGUCCUGAAAACUUCUGGGCCGAUUGCGACGAUCUCGACAAUACAGAAAUCUACUUCACCAACGAGUGGACCUGCCGAAACUGCUUCCGAGUUAGAGCAACGUACGGCCAAAACACCAAUUUCAAUUCUUACUUCAGCGCGGCUCGAGGCGACUUCGUCAGCGUAAGAUUUACGGAGCCCGUUGUUUGGCAAACAUGGAACCAUCCCGUCAGUGCUGUCACCGAAGUUGGCAAUGACAACACUUUCAAAAUCGACUUCAAGCCAGAUGGAAACUUCAUGUCUGGCAUGCUCUUCGAAGGAAAUCUCCAGACUUCGGACGACGAUCUUUUUGUCGACGGAAACUGGAUCAUCGAAUCAGCCCAGCACUGUCGCUGCCGACCUGGAACAACGACAACUCCAACAACUACUCCGGACACGACUCCGGAUACGACUCCGGAAACUCCGGAAACUCCACCACCAUGUGGGAAUGCCUUCAACGAAGUUGAAUACUACGUUGACUGUGAUGACCAAACCUGGACCACGAUCAAAAUUGAGCAGAGAGAAAUCGAAGGCGACUUGCUCCAGCUGACAAUGUACCAAGACAGAGUUGCUCUCGGAAGCAAUUUCAUCAACCCACUGAGCGCUUAUUCCGGCCCAAUUACUGUCUACGGGUCUAACCCGUUCCACAGCUCCGCUAGUCUUUUCAAAAUUCGAAAUUUCUGGCACACAUCUGAGCCCUACAUUGGUCCCCCUUGUGUACCUGUCGACCCCUGUGUCGGUCUUGACAAUUGCGAGACUUACAUUGACAGCUGCAUGAUCGCUCCCUUCGCUGGAAACCAGAUCGCGACGACAAAUGGCUACGAGCAAUUCAAAAUAAGUGCGGAAGUUCGAUGCACUGACCGACGCGCUCCAACGUGGGAGAAUGUUUUGCAUGUCAACACGGGCACUAGUCGCGAAGUUUUUGGAGAUCGCUACUUCACAAUUUGGAAGAAGCAAGGAUCUGUCAACGAAAUUCGAAUCGUCGCUCCUGUUCUUGGCAAUCCCAAUGAUGAGUUGAACGCUUACGUCAACUGCGAAGAAGGAUGGCAUACAUUCGCUGUCCAACAAACUGCUGUCGAUAGACGACAGAUGAACGUUGAAAUUCUCUUCGACGGAGAAGUAAUCGAGAGCCAACUCGUUCGAAAGCAGGAUGUUUUCAACGGCUCCUUGAAUGUUGAAGUUGCUUCUGACUUUGGCUGGCCAGCUGCCACUGAUCACUACGUCCGAAACUUCAUCCACCAAGAUUUGUCUUGCCCAGAUCCUUGCUUCGGUGAAGAAAACUGCGAAACUUUCGUUGACGCUUGCGAAAUUUUCCCAAGUGCUUCAAACCAGCUUUCCACAAUCCAGGCUUCCGCUAAUUUCAAGGCAUCGAUCGACAUUCAGUGCAAUCACAACAUGGACAUGGGUCGAUGGUUGAACAUCUUCCACAUGAGCGCUGGAGGCGAAGCUGGUAACCCAGGAGAUCGAUUCUUUGCUGCUUGGAGACAGCCAAAUGACCAGCGACUGUAUUUUGCUCGAGGAGUUCCACAUGGUGGAUUCGCUGAGUACAAAAACGUCGACUGUGUUGAUGGAGAGUGGAACACCUACACUCUCGAACAACGACAAGAUGAAGACUCUCCCGACACCGUCAGAAUGACUUUCUCAAUUGACGAUGAAGUUGUCACAAACAACGUCUACCCGACCAGCGAUGUUUUCACUGGAUCCGUCGAUGUCUUCUCCUCAAGAAAGUCUAACCCUGCGGAUGUUGCUUCUGAAUUUGCCGUACGAAAUUUCUUCUACCAAACCUUCGAAGAAGUCGAGCCUCGAGUAUGCGAAGAUCGAUCUGACCCAUGCGACGGUCUCGAAGACUGCCAAACUUUCAUCGACUCUUGCAUUGCCAACCCAUCGGCAAGCAACAAUCUCGGAAGCAUCGAAACAACUGAGAACUUCAGAACCUCGAUUGAUAUCCAAUGCAAUCACGGUAUGGACAUGGGAAGAUGGCUCAACAUCUUCCACAUCAGCGCUGGAGGCGAAGCCGGAAGCCCAGGAGACCGAUUCUUUGCUGGAUGGAGAAAGCCUAAUGAACAGCAAUUGUACUUCGCUCUCGGUGUUCCAGAAGGAGGAUUUGCUCAGUACAAAACUUUUGACUGCGUCGAUCAAGAAUGGAACACCUACGUUCUCGAACAGCGACAGGACUCAUCUAACCCAAAUAUCGUCGUUUUGACUUUCUCGAUUGACGGAAAUGAAAUCGCAUCAUACAGUUACGCAACUUCUGCUGUUUUGUCCGGCACCAAUGUCGAUGUUUUCUCAUCCAGAAAAACUGCUCUCGUUGAUGUCGCAUGGAACUUUGCUGUUCGAAAUUUCUACCACCAAUAUUUCGCCCUUGACGUUCCAGCUCCAUGCACUGCUACCGAUCCUUGCCAGGACGAAGACGAUUGUCAGACCUUCAUCAACUCCUGCGAGGCCUUCCCUGCGGCAAGCAACCAGCUUGGAUCAAUCAACACCAGUGUCAACUUCCGAACUUCUAUCGAUAUUCAAUGUUCCCACAGCAUGGAAAACGGACGAUGGCGAAAUAUUUUCCACAUUAGCGCUGGAAAUGAAGCCGGAAGCCCUGGUGAUCGAUUCUUUGCUGCAUGGAAGAGGCCAAACAAUCAGCAAUUGUACUUCGCUCUCGGCGUUCCAGAAGGAGGAUUUGCUCAAUACCAAACGCUCGAUUGCGUCGAUGGCGAGUGGAACACUUACGCUCUUGAACAGCGACAGAACGAAGUCAAUCCAAACAUGGUCGAACUAGUCUUCACCAAAGAUGACGUCGAAAUCGCCUCAUACAACUACGAAAGCGCCGCCGUUCUCUCCGACACAAACGUCGAUGUUUUCUUGUCCCGAAAAUCACGAAAUGAUGAUGUCGCCUGGAAAUAUCCAGUCCGAAACUUCUUCCAUAAAUCUUUUGAUCUCGUCUCCCCUGCUCCAUGCACUUCAAGCGAUCCUUGCGACGGUGUUGAUGACUGCCAGACCUUCAUCGAUUCCUGCGAGAGCUUCCCUUCAGCUGGAAAUCAGCUCGGAUCUAUCAACACCAGCGUCAACUUCCGAACAUCCAUCGAUAUCCAGUGCAGCCACAGCAUGGACAACGGCCGAUGGCUGAACAUCUUCCACAUCAGUGCCGGAAACGAAGCAGGAAACCCCGGAGACCGAUUUUUCGCUGCUUGGAAGAGGCCAAACAACCAGCAACUUUACUUUGCUCUCGGUGUUCCAGUCGGCGGUUUCGCCCAAUACAAAACUCUUGACUGCGUUGAUGGCGAAUGGAACACUUACGUUCUUGAGCAGCGACAGGAUAAGAGCAAUCUCGACACAGUUCAAAUUGUCUUCUCUAGAGAUGGAGAGGAGAUUGCUUCCUACACAUACGAUGCCGCCAUUGUUCUCUCUGACACCAACGUCGAUGUUUUCUCUUCCCGAAAGACGAACAACAAUGAUGUUGCCUGGCUCUACCCCGUCCGAAAUUUCUUCCACCAAUCCUUCGAUUUCUGCGAAGAUCCUUGUGCUGGCGAAGAAAACUGCUCUGUCAUCGUCGACUCUUGCGAAAUCAAUCCUUCCAAAAACAACCAAGUCGCAACCGCACCUGCUGCGUUGAACUACAAAAUGUCAGCUGAUGUUUUCUGCGCUGAUUUGUACACCGUAAGCAACCCGUGGAUUAAUAUUGCCCAUGUGACUGGAGGAGAUGAUCACAGCUCACCCGGAAGUCGAAACUUUGCGAUCUGGAGACAUCCAAGAGAAAACAAGCUCCACUUCCACACCAACAACCCCAACGGCAACCACAAUGACCACUCUGACUACACACCGUUCGUUUGCACCCCUGGCGAGUGGAACACAUUCACCAUCGAAGUUAGACAAGCUGAAGAGGCCCCAUUGGCGCUCAGAUACACUGUCAGCAUUGACGGCGCUGAAGUGAAAACCGGACUUUACUCCUCAACAGGAGCCUUGACUUCUGGAGAUCUCCAAUUUUUCGUUGGGGAUCCUUGGUACAACGCAGCUUCUGGCUACUUCGUUCGAAACUUCAUCUACCAAACGUUUGAAGACCGAGUUGUCAGUUGCGAUGAUCCAUGCGAAGGAGAAGAGAACUGUGUUUCCGUUGUUGAUUCUUGCGGCGUCAACCCAACGAAGAACACUGAAGUUGCCACAGCGCCUGCUGCUCUCAACUACAAAAUCUCAGCUGAUGUGUUCUGCGCCGAAUUGUACACAGUUAGCAACCCAUGGAUCAAUGUCAUUCACGUGACUGGAGGCGAUGACAGGGGCACACCCGGAAGUCGAACCUUCGCUAUGUGGAGACACCCAAGACAAAAUAAACUUCAUUUGCAUACGAAUAAUCCAAAUGGCAACCACAACGACCACUCAGACUACACCCCAUUCGUUUGCACCGCUGGCGAGUGGAAUAACUUCUCCGUCGAAGUCCGUCAAGUCGAAGGCUCUCCCUCGACCCUCAGCUACGUCGUGAGCAUCGAUGGAACUGAAAUGAAGACUGGCACUUACUCCUCGACCGGAGCCUUGACUUCUGGCGAUCUCCAGUUUUUCGUUGCUGAUCCAUGGUACAACUCUGCUGAUGGUUACUUCGUCAAGAACGUUGUCUACCAGACAUUUGAAGAGAUCUAA